AAAUAGGCUUUCCGGUCGCGUGUGCGGCCUUUCUUCCUCUACCGCCAUCAUGGGUCGCAUGCACGCUCCCGGGAAGGGCUUGUCCCAGUCCGCUCUGCCAUACAGACGCAGUGUCCCCACCUGGCUGAAACUCGCGUCUGAUGAUGUCAAAGACCAGAUCUUCAAGCUGGCCAAGAAGGGUCUGACUCCUUCCCAGAUUGGCGUUAUUUUGAGGGACUCCCAUGGUGUGGCCCAGGUGCGAUUUGUCACUGGCAACAAGAUCCUGAGAAUCCUCAAGACCAAAGGCCUGGCCCCUGACCUGCCUGAGGACCUGUAUCACCUCAUCAAGAAGGCUGUGGCUGUCAGGAAGCAUCUGGAGAGGAACAGAAAGGACAAGGAUGCCAAGUUCCGCCUUAUUCUCACUGAGAGUAGGAUCCACAGGCUGGCCCGUUACUACAAGACCAAGAGAGUACUGGCCCCCAACUGGAAGUAUGAGUCCUCUACAGCUUCUGCUCUGGUGGCAUAGAAAUCAUCACUUUUUCGAUAAAUAAAAAAAAGAAUUUAAACUGA
This is a messenger RNA of Hypomesus transpacificus, 549 nucleotides long. Its product is annotated as 40S ribosomal protein S13-like. Lineage: Eukaryota; Metazoa; Chordata; Actinopteri; Osmeriformes; Osmeridae. Gene Ontology annotation, molecular function: structural constituent of ribosome; small ribosomal subunit rRNA binding. The record is from RefSeq and is a predicted model, not a curated record. The coding region runs from base 50 to 505 and encodes 151 amino acids. The transcript is spliced from 6 exons. Gene Ontology annotation, cellular component: ribosome; nucleolus; cytosolic small ribosomal subunit. Gene Ontology annotation, biological process: translation.